UUCUGAACUUGCCCUUUUCCGGUCACGAGAGAAAGAAACAGGGAGCAGUGAAUAUUAAUCCCAAAGCUCACGCCUUUUUCAGAUAAUUCAUACAUUUUUCCUUUGUCAUUUGCAUAUAGACGCACAUAUCUAGGGAAUCAUCUGCUUUUGGGUGUCUUUGACAGAUUGGGUUUUGCUUUAUCAGAUUGGUUUCUCAAAGAAAGACACAGAUAGGGCAAGAAAACUUUUAAAUGUGGCUUGUGUGAUGCAUGUGCAUUAUGUAUGGAUAAUAUGAUCUGAUUUGAGUCUGNGUGAGAGAAGAAUUUUGCGUAGCUUGUUGAGGUGAAAUGUUGGAAAUAGUUGGGGAAGGAGGAUCUGAAAUGGAAAAGGAAUUUGAUUCAAAGGUUAAGCUUCAGAGCAGUCCAUCCAAUUCUCAGAGAUCCAAAAGCUUUACAUUCAGAGCUCCCCAGGAAGACUUCUCCAUUCAAGACUUUGAAUUGGGAAAGAUCUAUGGAGUUGGUUCUUAUUCCAAGGUUGUUAGAGCUAAGAAGAAAGAUACUGGAAAUGUUUAUGCCAUGAAAAUCAUGGACAAAAACUUCAUCACCAAGGAAAAUAAGACUGCAUAUGUGAAAUUGGAGCGCGUUGUACUUGAUCAGCUAGACCAUCCUGGCAUUGUGCGUCUAUGUUUUACAUUUCAGGACACCUUUUCACUAUACAUGGCUCUCGAGUCUUGUGAAGGUGGAGAACUUUUUGAUCAAAUAACUAGGAAAGGACGUCUGCCAGAAGGUGACGCUCGUUUCUAUGCCGCAGAAGUUGUAGAUGCUCUUGAAUACAUACAUAGCAUGGGAUUAAUACAUAGAGAUAUUAAGCCAGAGAACCUGCUGCUUACUGCAGACGGGCACAUCAAAAUCGCGGACUUUGGCAGUGUUAAGCCCAUGCAAGACAGUCAAAUAACAGUACUACCAAAUGCUGCCUCGGAUGAUAAGGCUUGCACCUUUGUGGGAACAGCAGCUUAUGUCCCUCCAGAGGUUUUAAAUUCUUCACCUGCAACUUUUGGAAAUGACCUCUGGGCACUUGGCUGCACAUUGUAUCAAAUGCUCUCUGGGACAACUCCCUUCAAAGGUGCUAGUGAAUGGCUCAUUUUUCAAAGAAUCAUUGCCAGAGAUAUCGAAUUUCCGAACUACUUCUCUGAUGAAGCGAGAGAUCUUAUUGAUCGGCUGUUGGACAUUGAUCCUAGCAGAAGACCUGGUGCAGGUCCAGAUGGCUAUGCCUCACUUAAAAACCACCCUUUCUUUCGAGGGGUUGACUGGCAAAAUUUAAGGGCUCAAACCCCUCCGCGGCUAGCUUUGGAUCCAAAAUCACAAUCCUUUCAUAGUGGAGGCGAUGAUCAAGAGUCGUGGAAUCCCACACAUGUUGGGGAUGGUUCAGCUAGAACAAAUGAUGGAGCCUCAUCAUCAUCUUCUGAAGCUGCUGCCGCCAGUAGCAUCACAAGGCUAGCUUCAAUUGAUUCUUUCGACUCGAAAUGGAAACAGUUUUUGGAUCCUGGGGAGUCGGUACUGAUGAUCUCCAUGGUUAAAAAGAUACAGAAGCUCGCUAACAAGAAAGUGCAGCUCAUCCUCACAAACAAGCCGAAGCUUAUUUACUUAGACCCGUCAAAGUUGGUUGUCAAAGGGAACAUUAUAUGGUCCGACAAUCCGAAUGACCUCAGCGUUCAAGUCACUAGCCCUUCAAACUUCAAGAUUUGCACCCCAAAGAAGAUCUUGGCUUUUGAGGAUGCCAAGCAGAGAGCGUCGCAGUGGAAAAAGGCAAUCGAGGCUCUUCAAAACCGGUGAUUUGAUUUCAUACAUACAAACACACAUACUUUGGUUGUUACCCUAUGGAAGCUAUUGGAUUGCCAAAAGAAAAAGAAAGAAGAAAUAUGGGUCGAAACGACUAUCAAAGGUCCUUGCGGCCCCACCCGGGGGGGAAAAAUCUACGUCCAUGUUUAACCAUGGUUAAGAGAUUUCUCAGUGGACGAUGGAUCGAGAUGGGUAGUACGUAGUCGAAUGACCUUCGGGUUGUGGUGUAAAACGCCAUCAAAUUCAUAGCAGAGAAAUAUUGUAAAAUAUUGCACAAUGUUUUGUUCUUAGUCUUUUUUUUUGUGUGUUAAUUGUGUAUUGCUUAGGAAUUAUGCUAAGGGUACCCUAAAUUUGACCACAAUUGUGACACUACCUUCUGAGUUCUCACAGAUGUUCAUAGACACUGACAUUGUUCCAU
Cuscuta campestris is the source of this 2235-nucleotide messenger RNA. The record is from the annotation of a GenBank genome assembly. Lineage: Eukaryota; Viridiplantae; Streptophyta; Magnoliopsida; Solanales; Convolvulaceae.